Molecule: messenger RNA, 1384 nt
Organism: Marasmius oreades (fairy-ring Marasmius)
Lineage: Eukaryota; Fungi; Basidiomycota; Agaricomycetes; Agaricales; Marasmiaceae
Exons: 11
Coding region: 109-1281 (390 amino acids)
Molecular function (GO): oxidoreductase activity
Source: RefSeq, a predicted model, not a curated record
GUUACAUCGAUGUUCCCCGGAUCGUCCGACCAAUUUUAACGGCGGAGCUUUUAACGGACAUUCAAUAUUCUUGUGACGUUCCCUAAUGGUCCAGUCGCGUGUGUCGACAUGUUUUCAACCUUUCCCAUUUGCUGCCUCGCGAUAUACCUCCUCAUCGUUCGCAUUUGUCGAUAUCGACGUGUCAAUAGAACUUCAGAAAAAUAUGCUGGCCUUGAUCUCGACACGAUAACGCCUCAAAACGUCCAGCAAAUCGUGCACGAUUCCUCAUUCUACGACGCGCCAAUGACCAUGUUAUUGGGAACUCAAGCUGCGUUGUUCAAAGUUUUCGUAGUGCCCACUAUUGCCUCGUUAUUACUGAAAACCGGCGAGUUGACAGACGGGGUACGAUUGAAUAAACGUAUCGCAGAUGCUUCCACGUUGAUUACGACCUUCAUCUCGAAUCCCUCACCGCCGCGCUCAAGCACUGACGACCACUCUGAUCCACGAGCCGCGAUCGCUAUCGCUCGUGUCAACUAUCUGCAUGGAAAGUAUUCAAUUCGAAACGAAGAUCUACUAUAUAAUCUGGCCUUGUUUAUAAUGGAACCUGUGAGGUACACAGCCCGUUUUAACUGGCGGCCUCAUACCUCACUCGAGAAAAAGGCUAUAUUCAUCUUGUGGACCGACAUAGGUCGGCGAAUGGGCAUCGAGGAGAAUAUAACUCCCUCUGAAUCCGCUUAUCAGCUGUCGCACAUCACCAUCGAACGUUUGUUAGUCGAAGUCCCGUCAUUCCUUGGACUAAAAUAUCUGGCAUACAACGUCUUUCUUACUCUAUUGGACGACAGGACACGCAAUGCCAUGAGACUUCCGGCUCCAAACCGUACGAUUUCGCUAACAACAUGCGCUCUAUUUCGUAUCCGAGCAUGGACCGUUCAUCAUCUUUGUCUUCCUAGACUCAACCCGGCGCUCUGGGUCCAGAUGAAUCCGAAUCCCAUCUGCCCCAGUGCCGAUGGGAUCCCUCGAAUGCACGCAUUCUAUCCGGGGCCGUACUACUUCCCUGAGCCAACAGGAUACUUUGCGGUGAAAUUUCAGCAACUUUUGCUCGCUGUUGGCCUUAAGCAUCCAGACAACAUACCAGGAAAGAAGUGGAGGAGCGAAGGUUAUCGGUUGGAAGAGUUGGGCCCUGGGCGGUAUGAGAAUGAGGGGCAUGAGCAAGUUCUGGCUGCGGCUUCUCAGAUGCAGGGCUGUCCUAUCACUGGGCCGUGGUCGCUGGAAGCACGAAAAGGAAGAGAGAAAGUGAAUUAGAUGAUAUAUAUGCAUUCCCAUCCGUUGUUCCACGCCUUUGUAUUAUACAGCUUGGAUUAUAGUCAAUGUUUAUUCGUGAAAUCGUCUUCCUAGGCGUCAGCUC